AUGGAAGCCAAAGGUUUUUACCACGAACGCUCUUCCAGAGUCGCCAAGACUCUCUUCCCACGGAACGAAAACUCACCUCAAGCCGAGGUGAAACAACGGGCAGCGGUUUCCAUGUCGCUGGUGCGUGACAAUAAGGACCGCUGGAUGGCAGACAUUGAACAGCGUCUAGCCGUGAGGACAGCGUGGCUUACUGCAGAACGAGCUCGAGUAGGUCAGCUGCUUGCUGAGAAUGAAAAAUUGCACGCUGACCUGUCAGCCAGCAGAGCGGAGACAGCAGCCAGCAGAGCGGAGACCGACAACCUCCAACAAGAGUUGCAGGGGCUGAGAGAGACCACUCAGAGCGGACUCCUCGUUCAAGAUUUGAGAGCUGGCUUAGGGCAGCUGCAAUCGGCGCUACUUUUGGCUCAUUCGACACCACUCACUCUACACCAGUCAGACCAAUCCCCAGAAGCGCCUCAACACCAGCACCAGAACCAGAUAUAG
This is a messenger RNA of Knipowitschia caucasica, 483 nucleotides long. Lineage: Eukaryota; Metazoa; Chordata; Actinopteri; Gobiiformes; Gobiidae. The record is from the annotation of a GenBank genome assembly.